GCCACCCAGGUGCCCCAAAGCCCAAGUUUUUAAUUUUACUGAUACCCAGUUUAUCUUUUUUUUGUUGUUGUUGCUUGGACUUGGUCUCUUGGGCCCUGCCAUUGAUCUGUGACCUUUAAUAAACUUACUGACUCCAGGCUCCUUCUGCCCUGGUGGGGUUCUAAACUUCCCGCUGGCAGGGUUCUUGGACAGAGCUGCACUGGGAGAGCUGCUGCCACUGUGUGUCUCUUUGUACUGUUGAGAAUUUUUUCUAGUUCAUAUUAUUUUGUUAAAAAUAUUAACUGAGCUUCACCUCAAAAUGCUACUAAUUUCUAACCUUCUAUGCUGAAUAGAGGGAAAGGAAGUGCCUUGCUAAGGGAGACAGGAUGCUGACCCAAAGCAGGAAGGCCCCGUGGUUUCCUGCUUCUGCCCCAGGGCCCAACAGCAGGUGCUCAGUGAGCCUUGGGAGGGAAAGAGAUGAGGGAAGUGUUUCACUCUGCAUCUUCCUUCCCACCCCAUCCUCCACAAAAAUGGGGGGGGGGCAGGGGUCCCUUGUAUGCAGCUGGCUCUAAGAGCUGCUGGGGUGGGGAGAACGCCUGUUCUCCUUUCUUCCUGCAUUGGAACAGCUCCCAGAGCCCUGCGUGUCUGCUCAGGCCGGCAGCGGAAGGAGCCUCUCCUGACUUUCCCUUCUGAGUACCUGGGAUUUGAGGUCCAGAAGCAGCAAAGAUGUCCAACGAGCCGCCCCCUCCUUAUCCUGGAGGCCCCACAGCCCCCCUUCUGGAAGAGAAGAGUGGAGCCCCACCUACCCCAGGCCGCACCUCCCCAGCUGUGAUGCAGCCCCCUCCGGGCAUGUCGAUGCCCCCCGCAGACAUUGGUCCCCCACCCUAUGAGCCACCGGGUCACCCAAUGCCUCAGCCUGGCUUCAUCCCCCCGCAUAUGAAUGCAGAUGGCACCUACAUGCCUCCAGGUUUCUACCCUCCUCCAGGCCCCCACCCACCUAUGGGCUACUAUCCGCCAGGGCCCUACCCGCCGGGGCCCUACCCUGGCCCUGGGGGCCACACUGCCACAGUCCUAGUUCCUUCAGGGGCUGCCACCACAGUGACAGUACUGCAGGGAGAGAUCUUCGAGGGCGCCCCUGUACAGACAGUGUGUCCCCACUGCCAGCAGGCCAUCACCACCAAGAUCUCCUAUGAGAUUGGCCUGAUGAACUUCGUGCUGGGUUUCUUCUGCUGCUUCAUGGGGUGUGAUCUGGGCUGCUGCUUGAUCCCUUGCCUCAUCAACGACUUCAAGGAUGUGACGCACACGUGCCCCAGCUGCAAAGCCUACAUCUACACGUACAAGCGCCUGUGUUAACGGAGCCAGGACUGGACUCCCUGCUGUCAGUCUGGCCCUCUGUGCUUUUGCUCCCCUCGCUCAGUGGCUCGCUUCCCUGCUCCCACUUGGGGAUGGAAGCCAUUCCACCAGUCCCCUGGAAGUCUUGUCCUCUUUGGCUUGCCCUUCCCUGAGCAUCUGACUCUUCCGGCAAAAACUUUGUUGGAUUUGAGGCCAAGGGCCAGCAAGUGGCAUGGGGAUAGCACUGAGCCUGCGUGUUGCUGGUUUGCUUGAUGUUUGUGAUCAGGAAGAGAAGCUGGGAAGGGUCUCCUCGCAUGGUCUCCUUGCUGGGGUCUCAUUCCUCCAUUUCUGUACACAGUAUAGAUUUGGUCCUAACUCUCCCUGAGACCAAAAGCAGCCAGAGCAGACCUGGGGCCUGCAGUGGGGCUGUACCUGUAGCCAUAGUUAUUUCUGAUCUCCUGGGCCGAGAGUGGGGGAGUGGACCCAAGCAGGACAGGGUCCCAAGGCCUAGCUUUGUUUCUGGGGUGCCAGAGGCAUGAUGAUUGGAAGGAUGACUUUGGCCCUUAGAACUCUUAACACCCUGUCCAAGUCCCCAGGAGUUCCCUGGGAUAAGGCAGAGAGGUCAGCACACCUGCAGGUUAUGGGGUGAAUGGUUAGGCCCCAGCUUGCCAAGAAGGGACUCGCCUUUGGCCCCCACCCAGCUCCCUUUCUGGCCACCCCUCUACAGAUCCCCAUCUUUGCUAGGGCCAGAAGGAAUGCCCAGGAGUCUAACCCAUCUGUCCAUACCAUAUCUUUGCUGUAUAUCAGUAAGACCUUUGCCCAGUGGCUGGUGUGUCCCAACUAGGACUGGAGAUGACAGAGAGAAGGGGCUACCUUGCAAGCACACUCAGAUUUGUAGUGCACUCUCCAUGGAUCCUCUUCCCAGUAAAUGCUGGGCCCUAGGCCCUGGAUGACUUGCUGUCACUGUGCUUGUUUCAACAGCAGGUACUGCAGCAGGAGCAGCUGUGGCACUGGACUGGGACAGGCCGGGGACAAGGAAGGAGCAGCCCCAAGUGGCGGAAGUGCCCUGGUGGACACCUGCCCUGGGCCUGAGCCCACACUGUAUUUCCUGAAUGGUUUGUCUGUGAACUUGCUCAUGUGGACCGCUAUAUCCUGCUGCCACCCCUCUCCUGGUCUCGCACUGCCACUGCAUGGCCUCCUGUCACUGUGAAUCAUGGCUGGUCUCAGUUUGUAGUUUCUCAUUAAAUUGGCCCUUUCACUCCCCUGC
Messenger RNA from Ailuropoda melanoleuca (giant panda), 2578 nucleotides. RefSeq names its product cell death inducing p53 target 1 (gene CDIP1). Gene Ontology annotation, biological process: intrinsic apoptotic signaling pathway in response to DNA damage by p53 class mediator. Gene Ontology annotation, molecular function: zinc ion binding. NCBI's taxonomy places the organism in Eukaryota, Metazoa, Chordata, Mammalia, Carnivora, Ursidae. The coding region runs from base 706 to 1332 and encodes 208 amino acids. The transcript is spliced from 6 exons. Gene Ontology annotation, cellular component: nucleus; cytoplasmic side of lysosomal membrane; cytoplasmic side of late endosome membrane. The record is from RefSeq and is a predicted model, not a curated record.